AUGUCGUCUAUCCAGUGUCUGAACCCCAAGGCCGAGCUCGCUCGACACGCCGCCGCCCUCGAGCUGAACAUCAGCGGGGCUCGUGGCCUCCAGGAAGUGAUGCGCUCCAACCUUGGACCGAAGGGCACGAUCAAGAUGCUUGUCUCUGGCUCGGGUGACAUCAAGCUGACGAAGGACGGCAACGUGCUGCUCCACGAGAUGGCCAUUCAGCACCCAACGGCGUCAAUGAUCGCCAAGGCAUCGACGGCUCAAGACGACGUCACCGGAGAUGGGACCACGUCGACGGUGCUUUUGAUCGGCGAACUGCUCAAGCAGGCCGAGAACCACGUGCUGGAGGGGGUACAUCCCCGUCUGAUCACCGAGGGCUUCGAAUGGGCCAAUCAAAAAACGAUGGAGCUUUUGGAGAAAUUCAAGGUAACAAAGGAGAUUGACCGCGAGACGCUGAUCAACGUGGCGCGCACCUCGCUGCGAACCAAGCUGAACCAGAAGCUCGCCGACCAUAUUACGGAUUGUGUUGUCGACGCCGUGCUCACCAUCCGUCAGGAGGGCCAAGUCCCCGACCUGCACAUGGUCGAGCUCCAGGAGAUGAUGCAUGAAAGUGAUAUGGACACGACCCUAGUUCGUGGUCUCGUUUUGGACCAUGGAGCUCGUCAUCCGGAUAUGCCGCGACACGUCGAGAACGCCUACAUCUUGACGUGCAACGUGUCGCUCGAAUACGAAAAGACGGAGGUAAACUCCGGUCUCUUCUACAAAUCGGCCACGGAACGCGAGAAGCUACUGGCUGCUGAACGUGACUUCAUCACCAAGCGUGUUGAGCGUAUCAUCGAGUUGAAGAAAUCGGUCUGCGGUGAUGAGACCGACCCGAAGAAGCGCAAGGGCUUCGUCGUCAUCAACCAGAAGGGAAUCGAUCCGCCGUCGUUGGAUCUACUGGCGUCGGCUGGUAUUAUGGCUCUGCGACGUGCCAAGAGGAGAAACAUGGAACGUCUCCAGCUGGCUGUUGGUGGAGAGGCCGUGAACAGCGUAGAGGAACUUACUGCUGACGCGUUGGGCUAUGCAGGACUCGUCUAUGAACACACAUUGGGAGAGGACAAAUACACCUUCGUCGAGGACUGCAAGGAUCCAAAGUCAGUCACACUGCUGCUGAAGGGCCCAAACAAGCACACCAUCGUCCAGAUCAAGGAUGCCAUUCACGAUGGUCUACGGGCUGUGCUGAAUGCCAUUACAGACGAAGCCGUGCUUCCUGGAGCUGGUGCUUUCGAGAUUGCCGCUUACUGUAUGCUCAAGGAUGAGAUAAAGAACCUGAAGGGGCGUGCAAAGCUCGGCGCUGAGGCCUACGCGACGGCGCUUCUCGUCAUCCCAAAGACGUUGGCGGUAAACGCGGGGCAUGAUGCCCUAGAUUGCAUUGUGAAGAUGGUCGAGGAACGACAGGCGAAUCCGGAUCAGGCGAUUGGCCUCGACAUUGACACCGGUCUCCCAGCAAUCCCGAUGGGCAUCUAUGAUAACGUAAUUGUGAAGAAGAAUUCGCUUUCUUCAUGCACGGUGCUCGCCUGCAAUUUGUUGUUGGUUGACGAGGUGAUGCGCGCCGGCAUGACGAAUCUGAAGAACCCCAACUCGGGCAUGGAA
Mesorhabditis spiculigera is the source of this 1623-nucleotide messenger RNA. The record is from the annotation of a GenBank genome assembly. Lineage: Eukaryota; Metazoa; Nematoda; Chromadorea; Rhabditida; Rhabditidae.